Erinaceus europaeus (western European hedgehog) is the source of this 3847-nucleotide messenger RNA. It is a transcript of the gene GNG2, whose product is annotated as G protein subunit gamma 2. The transcript is spliced from 4 exons. The record is from RefSeq and is a predicted model, not a curated record. Gene Ontology annotation, molecular function: G-protein beta-subunit binding. NCBI's taxonomy places the organism in Eukaryota, Metazoa, Chordata, Mammalia, Eulipotyphla, Erinaceidae. Bases 201 to 416 code for a protein of 71 amino acids. Gene Ontology annotation, cellular component: heterotrimeric G-protein complex. Gene Ontology annotation, biological process: G protein-coupled receptor signaling pathway.
UACUACUGCUGGGCUGGGCUGGGCUGGGCUGGGCUGGGCUGGGCUGGGCGGGCUGCGCCAGAGCUCGCCUGCACACAUUAGCUGCAGAGAGAGGAGAGCCACGCUUCUCUGACCAGCUUCUGGAGCCAAGCCAGAUCUUCCCGUGAGCCUCAAGUUUUAGGAACUGAAAAGUGUGUUUGAAAGACUCACCCAGAACUCCAAUGGCCAGCAACAAUACCGCCAGCAUAGCACAAGCCAGAAAGCUGGUAGAGCAGCUGAAGAUGGAAGCUAACAUCGACAGAAUAAAGGUAUCUAAGGCAGCUGCAGACUUGAUGGCAUACUGUGAAGCACAUGCCAAGGAAGACCCCCUCCUGACCCCUGUUCCGGCUUCAGAGAACCCAUUUAGGGAGAAGAAGUUUUUCUGUGCCAUCCUUUAAGUCUUCAAGAGGAGCUUGGAGAGCCUCACGGCUCCUGGAACACUGAUGUAGAGUUUUUAGCAAAGUGGGCACCUUUCUAGUCCACAACAUUUAAGCAGAGGGAGGAGAACCAUCCUGGAAACUCCAGGCCAUGCAUGUUUAAAGAACUGGUCCCCUUUAUGAGAAUGAAAGCUGAUCCACAUCCCCAAGUUAAGCAAUCUGAUACCUGCAGAACUGCCUGGAGGAGGGGAAAUCCAUAAAGAUAAAAAUCGAUGUCAUUUCUUUUCUGCUUUCCCUCCCCAAACUUUGUUUCUGCUUCAUAUUUAAAAAAAUAAAAAUAAAACAGACAGUUGUCCUGAGCUAAGAUAUGUAUGACCUUCUUGGAAUGAAAACUGCCUUUAGAAUACCCUUUGAUAAACUGAGUUAUCCAGUGUAACUGCAAUCUGUAUAGUUUAAUGGCAUUGGUGUUGAGUCUUUGUGCCUUUCUUUUUCUUUUUUUUUUCCUUCCUGCCCCCUGAAGCCUUCCCCACUAGAGUAGUACAGAGAUAAGGCUGGACUUUCCUGUAAGACUGGACUCCAAAGGCUGAGCAUCCAGAAUGUUUAGGGAGAGUUUCCCCAUGGUCUAUCCUUACAGUGACAGCAGCAAUGCCAGUUGUCUGUGUUGUUUAACCACUAGUCCUAAUAUCUGUACAUGAUCCCUCUGAUUGUGCAAGUAAAAAUAAAUUAUGUGUCGUGACUGGUGCUUUGAUAUAUUUGUGAUAAUUUGGGGAUAAUAUUGCAUGAAAAUAUCCCUAUGUUACAUCCAUUCAGAAGUUUCAUUGUUUUACUUUAAAGUUGGAAAAUGGGAGAGAGAGAAAGGAGAAUAGAAGCUGGAGAAGAAAAAAAAUCCUCAGUGUUUUGAAAAUUGAGAUUGCUUCAGCACCUUAUCCAUGCCUAAAAUACCUCCUACAUAAAAUUGGCAUAAAUUUCUCUUCAGUGUGUUUCCCAGGAUUUAGUGCAUUCAGGUUGUACACAAGACACGGGGCAGUACAGGUGCCCUAAGCAAGAGAGGUAAAGAUUCACUAUGACCUGGUAGAUGUUUUUAUCACAGAGUAGAGCAAACUUCCUCUUUCCCUGAGUCACAGAAAUUCUUGAUUGUAAGAACACUUUCUAUAAUCUUCUUUUAAAAAGGAAAAGAAAAAAGCAGACCCUUAUUUGUUCUAGUAACAGGAGAAGUUAAGUCCAUAGCUCCAGAAAAGACCCCAUCUCAAAAUCCCAACCAUUCACAAGUCAAGGAGUAGAGUGUCUACUGAGCCUCACUUUCAGUAGAGGGAUCUGGCUCUUUUUCCUACUGAGAUGGUCUUCCUUUGGUCUUUCACCAAAAUUUUCAACAGGAACUUCUCUUUCUUCUUGUUCUAUACCUUACCUGUUAGAAUCCUUAUUUGCAACAUCAUUGCAGCUUCUUCCUAAAAGAUGAUGUUGGAAGUUGGAAGUGAGUUUUCAUCAUUGCACCAGCAAUGGGAGCACCUGCAGUCAUUAUCAGUUUUCCCUGUGACUUCCCAGACAAAAUUUAAAAACAGCCUCUCCUAUGCCUCCUUGCUUGCUUUGAAAUCCCCAAAGCCAUUAUGAAUUGCAUUCUCUCUCCAUUUUCUUCCUCCUGCUGAAAAGAAAAGAGACUGAGAGCAUGAAGAAAAAGGAAAAGAAGAGAUAAAAAAAUAUAUUUAAUGUGCCCAGGCUAGAUUUUGAAAGAAAUUUGGUAAAUAUUUACUUUAGCACCUUUUAUGACCAUGAUGACAGAAAAGUAAAUAAAUGAAUAUAUCCAAUUGAAGCCAACUCCUAUGGAGGUAAGGGGGCACUGAGAUGUUUAGAAAUUAACAAAUACAACUCUAUAACAAAAUUUCCUGUUCCAAAUUUGGGAUUUUGAUACAGUCAGUGGGAUGCUAGUGAAGAUUUAGAGGAGAAAAAAUAGCCCUGGUGAAGUAUUUCUUAAACUGUAGUAUUGUAUCAUUCAUUACCUGAGCUAGUGAAGCUAUAGAAUCAGUCAAAAUCCUAUCACAUGUUUUCAAUGAGAAAAAUUGUGAAUUGAAUCUCUGUUCACAUAAAAAUAACUAUGAGUAAAGCACUGCUCUAUGGCAAGUAAGACCUCAUAGUGAGAUCCCAAUGAUUUUCAUAAUUUACAUCAUUUAUUUUUCUCAGAAGGACUCCAUAUUUCCAUGUAAGUCUAGAUCAUCAGUAUAAUUAAAAUGGAAUUAAAACUUUUAGGAAGCACCAUGUUAAGUUCCAAAAUGCAUGCGAUCUUGUUUAUUAAAGAAAAUAGAGAGAAAAACCAUAUACAGCCCAUCUGAAAUUAAGUUUAAAAGAAUGAUUCUAGUAUUUUUUUCAUAAUUAUAUGUCCUACAGUACUGAAUUAUAAUACUAAAGUCUUGGCAUGUAUUUUGACUUAUUGGUAUUUUUAUGUGUUAUAUGGAAGAAUUUUUUUUUUUACUACUUAGGCCUCUAAAGAGGCCUUAUUCAACAACCAUUUUCACCAGCAUACUUUUAUCUUAAGGGGGUAACUAAUAGAAGAACUUAGCUUAAUUGCUCAUGGUCCUAGUUUCUUUAUGUAAUAUUUCAGAUAGUAAUGAAAAGCCUAUAUAGAACCAAACAGUAACUCUUAUAUUUAAAAUGCAAAUUCUGUCAAGAAAAAAAUCAAUUUUGCAUCAGCCUGGUUUUUGUUUUUUUUUCAAAUUUAAACCAAGCACUAUUAAAUUUAAAUCAGAAAUUUCAAAUAAAUGCCUUGACCUGAAACUAAUUUUGCCACUUUCAAAUAGAUUGCUUACCAAGAAAAAAUUUAAAACUAUUUCUCCAUACACUCAUUUACAUACAUAAGGAAAAUCAAACAUGAUGUCUUUUUUUUUAAAUAAUUUAUUUCUUUAUUGGGGAAUUAAUGCUUUACAUUCAACAGUAAAUACAAUAGUUUGUACAUGCAUAACAUUCCUCAGAUUCCCAUUUAACAAUACAACCCCCACUAUUUCAUUCAUCAUUUUUCAUGGACCUGUAUUCUCUCCACCCACCCACCCACCCCAGAGUCUUUUACUUUGGUGUAAUACUCCAAUUCCAUUUCAGGUUCGACUUGUGUUUUCUUUUCUAAUCUUCAAACAUGAUGUCUUAGGGAAUUUUUGUAUUAAAAAAUAUUUGCUUCUAACUGCUCCUAGCAAUGAUAAAUUGUUGCAUAUAUAUAUAUAUAUAUGUAUAUAUAUAUAUAUAUGUGUGUGUAUAUAUAUAUAUAUAUAUACACAUAUAUAUAUAUAUAUAUUAAUGUUUUCCCAAACCAAGACUUGUUCACAUUUUUCCUAUAUAAGAUCUAUGGAGGGGCGUGUCUGUCAGAAUGGGAAAUACAGAAAUGUUAAGGCAGGAAAACCUGGAUGUGAUGUGCACAUUUUCAUCCCAUAUGGACAAUGUAUUUGUUUUAAUAAAUGGAAUUUUCAGAUUCA